AUGCUCUACUCGGAGGACAUCACUUGGGCCACCAAGGGCGUGGGGGAACCGUCCCAAAGCGGUGCCCAGGGGGGGCGAGGGGAGGCGCAGAAGGAGCCGGAGCAAUGUCCCAUCAUCGACAGCCAGGGCUUGGGGCUGGGGACCGAGGGGGACCUGCAGGCCAGCCUGCAUCUGGAGGAGCACUCGCUGGAGCAGGUGCAGAGCAUGGUGGUGGGCGAAGUGCUGAAGGACAUCGAGACGGCCUGCAAGCUCCUCAACAUCGCCGCAGACCCUGCGGACUGGAGCCCCGGCAACGUGCAGAAGUGGAUCCUGUGGACGGAGCACCAGUACCGGCUGCCGCAGAUCGGGAAGUCCUUCCAGGAGCUGUCGGGAAAGGACUUGUGUGCCAUGUCCGAGGAGCAGUUCUGCCAGCGCUCACCUGCCUGCGGUGACAUCCUGCACGCCCAUCUUGACAUCUGGAAGUCCGCCGCCUGGAUGAAGGAAAAAGCUGCCCCGGGAGAUGUCAGAUACUGCGGAGGUGAUGCCAGCUGGGCAGACAGCGAGGUGGACUCAUCCUGCGCCGGCCAACCCAUCCACCUCUGGCAGUUCCUCAAAGAGCUGUUGCUGAAACCCACAACUAUACUAAUCCUAAAACCCCAACUAAUCUCAGGAACCCUCUCAUGCAUCUUCAAGAUUGAGGACUCGGCACAAGUGGCGCGUCUGUGGGGCAUCCGGAAGAACCGCCCGGCCAUGAACUACGACAAGCUGAGCCGCUCCAUCCGGCAGUAUUACAAGAAAGGCAUCAUCCGGAAACCCGACAUCUCCCAGCGCCUCGUCUACCAGUUUGUCCACCCGGUCUGA
Molecule: messenger RNA, 840 nt
Organism: Charadrius vociferus (killdeer)
Lineage: Eukaryota; Metazoa; Chordata; Aves; Charadriiformes; Charadriidae
Gene: SPDEF
Product: SAM pointed domain containing ETS transcription factor
Exons: 5
Coding region: 1-840 (279 amino acids)
Biological process (GO): regulation of transcription by RNA polymerase II; cell differentiation
Cellular component (GO): nucleus
Molecular function (GO): DNA-binding transcription factor activity, RNA polymerase II-specific; sequence-specific DNA binding
Source: RefSeq, a predicted model, not a curated record